Messenger RNA from Oryzias melastigma (Indian medaka), 4082 nucleotides. It is a transcript of the gene pof1b, whose product is annotated as POF1B actin binding protein. The transcript is spliced from 13 exons. NCBI's taxonomy places the organism in Eukaryota, Metazoa, Chordata, Actinopteri, Beloniformes, Adrianichthyidae. Gene Ontology annotation, biological process: bicellular tight junction assembly; actin filament organization; epithelial cell morphogenesis. The coding region runs from base 11 to 2035 and encodes 674 amino acids. Gene Ontology annotation, molecular function: actin filament binding. The record is from RefSeq and is a predicted model, not a curated record. Gene Ontology annotation, cellular component: adherens junction; bicellular tight junction; actin filament.
CAUGUAGUGAAUGUCAGCUCCGCAGAACUCCAGGAGAGAGUUCUGCAGCUCCGCCGGUUCUGGUCCUGACCGUCUGAACUUUGAGUUCCUCCCCGGCUGUGAUGCACAUUCCGGGAUUUGCAUACAGAGGAGCGGCGCGCCUCCCUCUCUGGGCUGUUCUCUCUGUGCGGUGCGCACAAGUUUUUCCAGCAGAGGAAAGGAAACAGUCCGGUUCGGAUCAACCCCCAAGAAGAACUCCGGACAGAACCUGCGGAUCCCGGCCCAACUUCUCCCGGCGUCCCUCCCUCACGCACACGCACGCGGGUCCGACAUGUCGCUUCAGACGAGCGAGAAGACGACGCGGACCUUCCGGACGGUGGACCUGCGCUCCUCGGAACCGGUCACCACCACCAUGACUUUGGGUCGAGCUCCCGCCAAGACGCAGACGGUGCAGGCGAUGCCGUACGCGCUGAACGGCUCCUACGACUCGGUGCGCUACCUGGUGCCGAUGCAGCAGUCGGUGCCGCAGCAGUCCUUCAUGGUCAUGCAGCAGCAGCCGGUCAUGCAGUCCGUCAUGCAGCAGCAGCCGGUCAUGCAGUCCGUCAUGCAGCCGGUCAUGCAGCCGGUCAUGCAGCCGAUGGUGCAGCAGUCCGUCAUGCGGCCCAUGGUGCAGCCCAUGUACGUGCAGACCCUCCCGCGCGUCCGGACCGCCACCCAGGAGUCCGACCUGCUGGUCCAGAAGAGCACAGUAGAGACCAGCAGCAGGAAGUCCUCAUCUUCUCAAGUGUUCAGCCAGUCGUCCAGUCCCACCAAGAGUCCUGCGCUGAGCUAUGAGGAGGAGGACGAAGUCCUACAGGAGGAGCUGGAGGAGGAGGUGGAGGAGGAGGAUGGAGAGGAGGUGGAGAUCGAAGAGGUGGAGAUCGUGAACGUGGUGCAGGCUCCGCCGCAGCUGACGAAGAGGUUCUCCAGGCUGGACCUGAGCUCGCAGGUGCUGGAGAUGCCCGAGCCCACCAAGCUGGACACGCGCUACUUCGGAGAGCUGCUGGCCGACGUCUACCGGAAGAACUGCGACAUCCACUCCUGCAUCUCCGACCACGUCUCCAGGAUCCGCGGACAGAAACACCAGCUGGAUCCCAGCAACGACUACAAGGUGGAGAAAGAGGAGGUGGAAGGUUUGAUUCCCAAAGGAGCAACAGAACUCACCAAACAGCAAAUGCGAUACCUGCUUCAGACCCGCCUCACCGCCGAUAAGAGCAUGCGUCUGCUGCUGUCCACCUUCAGCAGCCUGCGGGAGGAGCUCAUGCAGAUGUCGGAGGACCUGCGGCGUCUGGAGAGCGAGAAGGAGUCUCUGGAGAGGGAUCUGAACUUCAAGGCGGAUCAGGCGCGGCAGUAUGACUGCCUCCUGGAGGCCGUCCGGGAGAACAACAGGCAGCUUCAGGUGUCCCUGAAGGAAGCCCACGCCACCCAGCGCUCUCUGGAGAGUCAGAUCAUGAACAGCCGCAGCUCCGACUCCAACCGCGAGUUCAGGAUCAAGGAGCUGGAAGGACGGCUGAGGGCCAUGGAGAAGGAGAGCGAGAUGCUUCGGCAGAAGAUCGCCGGCCAGGGCAGCAGCACGCUGCACAUAAAGACGGAGGAGCUGUCGCGGCAGUACAAGGAGCAGCUGGACGCCAUGAGGCACGAGAAGGAUCAGGAGAUCCAGAGGCUCAGGACCCAGAUAACGAAGAUCCAGACGGAGGUCACCACCACCACCAGCAGCUCGUCCUCCUCGGAGAGGAACCUCCAGCUGAAGAUCUCAGAGCUGCUCAGCAUGUUGGAGCAGCGGCAGACCACCAUCACGCACCAGGAGGAGGAGAUCAGGAAGCUCAGACAGGAGAAGAACGACAGCUCCAAGAACGUCACCAAGACCAUCAUCACCAAGAGGUACAGGAACCAGUACCCCAUGCUGGGUCUGCUCAGCGAUGAUUACCAGGUCACCUCGCCGGUCAAAGAAGCGAAGACCAUCGUCAUCGAGAGAACUGGAGAGAUGAUCAAACAGGAAAUCAUUACAACCCCUUAAAGACACACUGCUUCUCUCCGACAGGAAUGAUGGAUCGACGAGGAGAGGCCGACGCCCCCCGCCCCGCAUGCUCUUCCCCCUCCCCUCAGGGUCUCUGGGUUGGUGGUGGUGGUUAUAAUCCCCUUAAUCCUCCCGCCCUUUGAUUGGGAUCUCUGCUUAAAUGAAGUUUGUCGUGUGGUGGAUAUUUUUGUGUUUUUACUGACCCUGCAGAUCCCAGAACGGAGGAUUCUGCUCGUCCACAUAGGAGUAAAAACAAUCAUGACCUCAAUCAUGAACUCAUCUCAGAAGUUUUGUGGAAUCUCUGACAUCUGCUCAUCCUCAGACAGAAGCAUCACUAACCUCGUGCGUAAAUCUGAUGUUGUGGUUCCACAUCCGGCUGCUAAUAAACAGUCCAAAGACGCUUUGUCUCGGCGUGGAUGAUGUUUCUCCUUUAGGUCAAAGCGUUCAGAGGAGUUCAUGCUAGCGGUGUGCCUUGGUAAGAACCUGGCGACACGAUACUGACUUGAUUUAUGUCAGGUUUCUUAUUUCUGAUUUUACUGAAAUUAAAUCAAAUCCGGUUGAGUUUCUGAUCAUGAUUCUAGAGACAGAGUGAGCUUCUGUGACUCACAAAGAUCCUCUAACAAAGCUCCAGUACAUUAUAACUUAAAUCAAUUCCCUUCCAAAUUUGCCAACUCUUGACCCUAAAUGAGACCGUAUUGUGAGUCAGACUCCUCGAUCCUGGUGAGGUUUGGGUUUCUUGAAGACCCACUCAGAUAAAAUGGUUUUUUAACGUCUUCUUGUGGCAUUUUUCUGAUAAUGGACGACAUUUAUCAAGAAAAUGAGGCUUAAAAUUACAUUUCUGAAUAUUUCUCUUCAGUCAAAUUCCUGUGAAUCAGAAGAAAACUGAGCUUAAAAGGAAUGUAUUUGUGAUGUAGAAAAUACACCAGGCGGGCCUCAAGCUCCCUGAGCCAGUGGCCCCGCCCACAACUCACAGGUGAAUUUCUAAUGCCGCUCUGCAGAAACGUUGUCCCAGAAAAAGACACAAGUCUUUAGAUUUAAGCUAAAAACAGAUUAAUCCUAAUAAAACAACACUGGAAACAGUUUGAAAACAGAUCCGAAGAUGAUCGCAGUCAUCUUUAGUUUUACCUUCAUCGGGUUUUUCUAGCUCCUACAUUUUUAUUUUGUCAACAGGAAAGAUACAAUAAAGUUUAUUGAGUACCCAAAACACAUCAACACACUGGAACAUUCCUCCUCCAGAGGGUUGAGGUGAGAUUGACCUGAACCCCACCACGCCCACGCCCGCCCCGGGGACGAGGAAGUGCAUGCCUCUCCAUCCCCCUCCUGCAUGUAUAUAUGGAUGUAUAUUUGUUCGGUGGGCGGAGAACGCUCCGACUGCACAGUCGUGUUUUUCUGGUUGGUUUGUGUAACAGAAGGUGUACGGCGAGGUGGGAGGUGCAUGGGGAGCUCUGAUGUGAUUGAAUGUGAAGUUGGUCUGUAGCGACACCGUGUGGCUGUGGAGGGAAGGGCACGAGAGAAGGGCCUGAAUCUGUGGAAAUGUUUAAUGCUUUUGGGGGAAUUAUGCAGGUGGAAGAAAUGUUUAAAAAUCUGUCCUUUUUUUUUUUUAGAUUUUUCUGUUGAUGUUUUACUGAAUGUUUGUGUCCACUGGAUUAUAGUCCACAGUUGUAGAUAUGAAAGCACAAGCUGAGCUAAUCUCUGAAUCUCUGAUGAUGAAUCAGAACAUUUUGGUCAGAGUGAGAACUCCUCAGUCACGCUGGAGAAUAAUCCACUGGACACAAACCAUGUUUGUUUGAGGAGAAGUCAUCAGCGCCUUCAUCGUGUCUGUUAGAGACUAAUAUUGACUUUUAUAACUGUAAUCACUGGAAAAUCGUCUCUUUUUUCACUCUGGCAGGAAAAACACAUUUUAAUAGCUGUUAUGAGCUUAUUUUAGUAUGUUUGUAUCAGUUCUCUUUAACUUCCCAAGAACAUGUUUGAUCUUUUCCAGGCUGAGAAUCAUUUUACAGUGAAAUGUUGCAGAUUAAAAUGUGAUUAAAUUUAGUAAUAUAUCUUU